Messenger RNA from Laccaria bicolor S238N-H82, 1023 nucleotides. Its product is annotated as mannitol-1-phosphate dehydrogenase M1PDH1. Bases 1 to 1023 code for a protein of 340 amino acids. The transcript has 11 exons. Lineage: Eukaryota; Fungi; Basidiomycota; Agaricomycetes; Agaricales; Hydnangiaceae. The record is from RefSeq and is a predicted model, not a curated record. Gene Ontology annotation, molecular function: oxidoreductase activity; zinc ion binding.
AUGCAAACCCCCAUCCCACUCACUCAGAAAGCCGCCGUUCUAGAGGAUUAUGACAAGGACAUUGUGAUCAAAAUUGAUCACCCCGUGGUUCAGCCCUCCGAGCUCAAGCCCAAUGAAUGCCUAAUCAAGCUCGAAUACUCAGGCGUCUGCCACUCCGACUUGCACAUCAGGAAGGCAGAUUGGUCCAGGAAGUCUAUACUACCUCUUGUUGGUGGACAUGAAGGUAUUGGCCGCAUUGUGGCAAUUGGUGACCAUAGUCACGCGGGCGGCGCGAAGAUUGGCGAUAGGGUUGGGGUGAAAUGGAUAGGUGGGGUAUGUGGGAGGUGUGAGAUGUGCCGCAAAGGACAUGAAUCUUGUGAGCCAAAUCCAUUGCAUGGAACAUUCCAAGAAUACGUCGUAUCUUUCGUCGAUUAUGUCACUCCAAUUCCUGAGGGACUGGACGGUGCUUCUGGUACUCCCAUUCUUUGCGCGGGUAUGACGGUCUACAAAGCUUUGAAGCAGUCGAAAUGCAGCAUUGGCCAAUGGGUCGCCAUAUCCGGUGCGGGAGGAGGCUUGGGUCAUUUGGCUGUUCAGUAUGCCGCUGCUAUGGGUCUGCGAGUUCUCGCCAUCGACACUGGCGAGGCCAAGAGGGAAAUGGUCCUCAAACUAGGCGCAGAGAAAUGGGUUGAUUUCAAGGAGAGUGAAGACCUUAUCAAGGAUGUAAAGGCCGCAACGGAUGGUGGUCCCCAGGCGGCAAUUAUUGCAGCAGGAGAUGCACGGCCUUUCAAUCAAGCCAUAAUGUAUCUGCGCUCAACUGGCAUACUCGUUGCUGUCGGAAUGCCUGCAGGAGCUGGCCUCUUGAACAGCUUGACAAUUGUAGGCUCGGCUAUUGGGAGCCAGCAGGAUGCUGCGGAAGCCCUCGAAAUUGCAGCGCUCGGAAAGGUUAAAUGUCAAUAUGAAGUCAGGAAGUUGGAAGACAUCAAUCAAAUUUUCUCAGAUUUGGAAGAAGGAAAGGUGGCAGGAAGGAUUGUCAUUAAGCUGUAA